Rana temporaria (common frog) is the source of this 5643-nucleotide messenger RNA. RefSeq names its product pyruvate carboxylase (gene PC). NCBI's taxonomy places the organism in Eukaryota, Metazoa, Chordata, Amphibia, Anura, Ranidae. The transcript is spliced from 22 exons. Bases 107 to 3640 code for a protein of 1177 amino acids. Gene Ontology annotation, cellular component: cytoplasm. The record is from RefSeq and is a predicted model, not a curated record. Gene Ontology annotation, molecular function: ATP binding; metal ion binding; pyruvate carboxylase activity. Gene Ontology annotation, biological process: pyruvate metabolic process; gluconeogenesis.
GCAACGGGGAGGCGUGUCUGGCUUGGUUGUGGAGCGAGGCGCGAGCUGAGGAGUACGGACGGAGAAUUAAGAACCCUGGUUUCAAAUUUUUGCCAAAAAGAAUACGAUGUUGCAGCUUCGUUUUGUGAAAGGGGGUUUACCCUUCCUGGGUGUUAAACGUCUGUCUGUGCUUAAUGCAGCUUUCCAGAGCACUCAACGUGUGGAGUACAAACCUAUAAAGAAAGUGAUGGUUGCCAAUCGAGGUGAAAUAGCUACAAGAGUAUUCAGGGCAUGCACUGAACUGGGUAUAAGGACAGUAGCCGUCUACUCUGAGCAGGACACUGGUCAGAUCCACAGACAGAAAGCAGAUGAGGCCUACCUUAUAGGAAAGGGGUUACCUCCAGUCCAAGCCUACUUGAACAUUCCUGAUAUAAUAAAGAUUGCUAAGGAAAAUGAAGUGGAUGCUGUUCACCCAGGUUAUGGCUUCCUGUCUGAGCGUUCUGAUUUUGCACAGGCUUGUGCAGAUGCUGGUGUACGAUUCAUUGGACCCUCACCUGAGGUUGUGCGUAAAAUGGGUGAUAAAGUGGAAGCCCGAGCGAUUGCAAUAAGUGCUGGUGUUCCAGUUGUACCAGGUACAGACGCUCCCAUCACUUGUGUGACUGAAGCAAAGGAAUUUUCCAACACCUAUGGCUUUCCUAUCAUCUUUAAGGCAGCUUAUGGAGGGGGUGGACGAGGCAUGCGUGUAGUAAGAGGCUAUGAGGAACUCGAAGAAAAUUACACUAGGGCUUAUUCAGAGGCGCUUUCAGCUUUUGGAAACGGUGCCUUAUUUGUGGAGAAAUUUGUUGAAAAGCCUCGUCAUAUAGAAGUGCAGAUACUCGGUGACAAAUAUGGCAAUGUAGUGCAUCUUUAUGAACGUGAUUGCUCCAUCCAAAGGCGGCAUCAGAAGGUGGUAGAGAUAGCACCAGCUGCUCAGCUUGAUCCUCAGCUACGGGAUAGACUUACUCGGGAUUCUGUUAAACUAGCAAAACAGGUUGGUUACGAAAACGCUGGUACAGUGGAGUUCCUCGUAGAUAAACACGGUAGACAUUUCUUCAUAGAAGUCAAUUCCCGGCUGCAGGUGGAACAUACUGUGACUGAGGAGAUUACAGAUGUUGACUUGGUCCAUGCCCAGAUCCAUGUAGCAGAAGGAAGAAGUUUGCCUGAGCUUGGCCUGAAGCAGGAAAAUAUCCGUAUCAAUGGCUGUGCAAUUCAGUGUAGAGUGACUACUGAAGAUCCAGCUCGUGGAUUCCAGCCUGACACUGGCAGAAUUGAGGUAUUUCGUAGUGGUGAAGGAAUGGGAAUCCGAUUGGACAGUGCCUCAGCCUUCCAAGGAGCUGUCAUCUCCCCUCAUUAUGACUCUCUGCUCGUCAAAGUCAUAGCCCAUGCAAAAGAUCAACAAGUGGCAGCAACUAAGAUGAGCAGAGCUUUGGCAGAAUUCAGAAUUCGUGGAGUGAAGACAAAUAUUCCUUUCUUACAAAAUGUUCUAAACAACGACCAAUUCCUUCAUGGUACAGUGGAUACCCAGUUUAUUGAUGAAAACCCUGACCUCUUCAACUUGAGACCUGUACAGAACAGAGCACAAAAGCUGUUGCACUACUUGGGUCACGUGAUGGUGAAUGGUCCAACUACACCCAUUCCUGUUAAGGCCAAGCCAUCUAAUAUUGAUCCUGUUGUGCCCCUUGUGCCAAUAAGUCCACCACCUCCUGGAUUUAGGGAUAUCCUGCUACGAGAAGGUCCAGAGGGGUUUGCCAAGGCUGUACGCAAGCACCGUGGACUACUUCUAAUGGACACGACCUUGAGAGAUGCCCACCAAUCUCUUCUUGCCACCCGCGUUCGUACUCAUGACCUAAAAAAGAUCUCUCCUUUUGUGUCUCACAACUUGAACAAUCUCUUCAGUCUGGAAAACUGGGGAGGUGCUACUUUUGAUGUUGCCAUGCGCUUCCUUUAUGAAUGCCCUUGGAGACGUCUGCAGGAGAUGAGGGAGCGCAUUCCUAACAUACCCUUCCAGAUGUUGCUGAGAGGGGCAAAUGCUGUAGGAUAUACAAACUACCCUGAUAAUGCUGUGUUCAAGUUUUGUGAAGUGGCAAAAGAGAAUGGCAUGGAUAUUUUCAGAGUAUUUGACUCUUUGAAUUACCUACCAAACAUGAUCUUGGGUAUGGAGGCAGCAGGCCAAGCUGGUGGAGUGGUAGAGGCUGCUAUUUCCUACACUGGUGAUGUUGCAGACCCCACUCGCACUAAAUACACAUUGGACUACUAUGUGAAUCUGGCUGAAGAGCUUGUGAAAGCUGGAACCCACAUUUUAUGCAUUAAGGAUAUGGCGGGACUGUUGAAACCUAAAGCCUCAGAUUUGCUAAUACGAGCUCUCAGGGACAAGUUCCCAGACAUCCCAAUCCAUGUACAUACCCAUGAUACAGCUGGAGCUGGAGUGGCCUCUAUGCUGGCCUGUGCAGAAGCUGGAGCUGACAUUGUUGAUGUGGCAGUUGAUUCCAUGUCUGGGAUGACUUCUCAGCCUAGUAUGGGAGCUAUGGUGGCUUGUACAAAGGGUACAGCGCUUGACACAGGAAUACAGCUAGAAAAAGUGUUUGACUACAGCGAGUACUGGGAGGUCACUAGAGGUCUUUAUGCUGCCUUUGACUGCACAGCGACCAUGAAAUCAGGAAAUGCAGAUGUGUAUGAGAAUGAGAUCCCUGGUGGCCAGUACACCAACCUUCACUUCCAAGCUCAUAGUAUGGGGCUGGGCAACAAAUUCAAGGAGGUGAAGAAAGCAUAUGCAGAAGCAAACAAACUUCUUGGCGAUGUCAUCAAGGUAACUCCCUCCUCCAAAAUUGUUGGAGACUUGGCACAGUUUAUGGUACAUAAUGGACUCUCAAGAGAACAAGUGGAAACUAUGGCAGAUGAAUUAUCCUUCCCAUUGUCUGUAGUGGAAUACUUGCAGGGCUAUGUUGGAAUUCCCUAUGGUGGCUUUCCAGAGCCUUUGCGAUCAAAGGUCUUAAAGGAUGCACCACGUAUUGAGGGAAGACCUGGGGCUUCAUUACCAUCAAUGGACUUUGCCAAGCUAGAAGAAGGACUGCGGAGCAAGUAUGAUGAUAUAACACCAGAAGACAUUAUGUCUGCUGCUAUGUAUCCCAAAGUGUUUGAAGAGUACAAGGAUUUCAGCACUCAGUUUGGCCCGGUCGAAUGUCUCAAUACCCGCCUCUUUCUAGAUGGACCCAAGAUAGCGGAGGAAUUUGAGGUUGAAUUAGAAAGAGGAAAAACGUUGCAUAUUAAAGCCCUUGCUCUAGGCGAUCUGAACAAAGCUGGCCAAAGGGAGGUGUUUUUUGAGCUAAACGGUCAGCUCCGAUCUGUCCUUGUAAAAGAUACUCAGGCUCUGAAGGAGAUGCAUUUCCAUCCUAAAGCCCUUAAAGAUGUAAAGGGACAGAUUGGGGCUCCAAUGCCAGGAAAGGUAAUUGAUAUCAAGGUUAAAGAGGGCCAAACAAUUGAAAAGGGUCAGCCUUUGUGUGUUCUCAGUGCAAUGAAGAUGGAAACCUUGGUCAACUCUCCAAUCUCUGGAACAGUGAAGAAAAUAUAUGUAAAAAUGGAUAUGCACCUGGAAGGGGAAGAUCUUCUAUUAGAAAUUGAAUAAUUUGAAAGUAAAAUGGACAGUCUUACUGAAAAUGGGUUGGGUGGUCUAACAUUUUUCAUGCUUUUUGCUUAAUUCUUAUUUGAGUGAGGGUGUGCUCGCCGUUAAAUGUCAGCUGUUAGAACAGUCUGAUUAUCAUCAUCAUUGGUGUAAUGGGUAUUGUACUUUAUCACAAAGCUAUUGGUUUUGGUAGGGGCCAAUUAGGACUGUGAACUAAACUGCUAGUUAUAACAACAAAACAAUGCUUGCUAAGCCAUGGUUUUAAAAAUACCAUUAAAUUCAGACUCUAUUGUAGUAUUUUAUGAAAAUAACUAAAUGUUCUAUUUAGAGGUCGCUCAAUAACUAAAGUAAAUAUGUAUAAUAUAAUUGUAAACCUAUACAUCUCUCUUUGGUGAUGAUUAGUAACCUUAGAAAGCAAAAAUGUGCCAUAAUUCAUUAACUGAAUAUACAAAGCUAAAUAGUACAAACUCAUCUUAAUCUCUUCUUGAGAUUUAGUAAUGCAUCUAGUAAAUAUGUACUGUGUGCAGCUGCUAGCAAGCAUAUUCAUGUGCUGUGAUUAGACAGCAGAAUUUUUAUACAGUGUAGUGUACAUGUCCUUCCCAUAUCCAGCCUUCUUAUUGGUACACCACCUCUGCCUUUCAUUUCCUAUUGUGUCCACUAUUUUUUGUAAAAAUAAUGUUUCUGAAACAUUUCACCCAAUUUGUAAAACAUUUUUUUUUUGUAUUAGUAUAGUAUUUACCCGUUUAACUAAAUUGAUCCCGCAAAGUGACAUAAAAACGUAUCUUCAGUGUUGCUUAAGUUAAAAACUAUAGUGGUGUAGUAUUCACUUGUGCACAGAUGAGAACAGUUCCCUGUUUCUCUUUCACUUAUUCAUAAAUGGAAUAUUGGAAGUGCUUGUGACAAGGUUCUUCUCUCAAAACAUUACUUGAUUUAAGCAUUUUUCCUUCUAAGCUUCUUUUAUGAACAUAUUGAGUAACAGAAGCUCGGUUACUUGAUAUAUCUACUUUUAUAUUUGCUUAUGAGCUGCAAUUUUGUGUAAAGUAUAGCCUGCUCUAAAAUACUGAAUGGCACCUUGGAGUUCUGGGACUGUAUCCCUUUAAACUUUUAUUUUAGUACUCCUAGUACAUGCACAAUAUAUCAAGGGUACAGUGGGUGCAGUCUGGUUUGCUUUAAGUUUUUUUUUUUUGCUAUUGUCACUCAUGGGAUACUUUUUUUUUUUUUUAACAGAAUGUAAACUGAGCAAUCUAUCAGCAUUUCUUUAGAAAAAAUAACCACUAAUAACAUUUGAAUCUCUGAUGAAAUCUAUACAAAUAUAUAUAUUUUUAUCUAUGUACAAUAAGAAAAAAAUAACAGUAAUAAAUAAACAUCCUUUGUUUUAUUAAGGCAGUGUGAAAAUCAGCAAAGGACAGUCUAAUGAGACAGAUCUUGAUUUAGUUUAAUGCAGUCACAAUAAUGUAAUGAAAGAUGGUUUCUGAACGAUUUACUGUACCUUCUUUCAAUAAAUAAGCGUAAAUGUCCGAAUCAUGUUUUAAUCGGGUUAUUAAAAAAAAAGUUGCAUGCCAACAGAAGUUUUUUUUCCCUUCAUCACCAAGAGGGUAAAAAUCACUCCUUACUAUACAAGAAUUGAUAGUUAUGUGCACAAAGCUAUUCCUGUUUUGUUUGAAUAUUGCUAGUAUUAAUAUGGGUGCUGUCAUGUUAACAUAAUUAUAGAUUCCUACUAGAGCCAUAACAUCUGUAGCGCAACUUGGAGGCCACAUAUCAGGCUCAAGGAUUCCAAUAUCUAUGCAGUCACAUUUUCAAGUCCCUAUUGCUCAGUUUGUCUUUGUAAAAUAACAAAAUGUAAAAUUACAAAUGUAAUAAACCUAAGCAUAGUUUCCAUAACAUGUCCUAAUUUUGCUACCUCGCAGCAAUGUGUUUACUAAUUUAUUUAGGGCUGCAGCUGUGCAUUGUGGGUGCAUUCUAGACAUUUUGAUAUUGUCAGCUGGCUAUCUGGGCUGCCCAAAUUC